Messenger RNA from Sordaria macrospora k-hell, 1380 nucleotides. RefSeq lists its product as uncharacterized. The record is from RefSeq and is a predicted model, not a curated record. NCBI's taxonomy places the organism in Eukaryota, Fungi, Ascomycota, Sordariomycetes, Sordariales, Sordariaceae. Gene Ontology annotation, cellular component: mitochondrion.
AUGUCGUCCACAACGAUGCUGCCGUUCCUCUACCAAACCAGGACGAUUCAGCGCCUGUCCCGCACCACUCUCAAGACAACAGCACUUCGCGCCUAUUACAGAUCCGAGUCCAAUCCUGAUUCUCGCUCGCCUCCGUCCCGUGCCCGAAGAAUACCCCCUACGAUGCUUAGCAGAGACCCUAUCCCCUUCGACCUCCCAACUCAAGAAUUCCAGAAGCCCAGGCGGAAAUGGCAACCAGAAGACCUCGGCGACGGGCAAAAAACAACCCUGACCCCUACAGAGCGCUUCGCCUUCGACACCAUCUUCCAGGACAUCGUCAAGAAGAACAAGCCUACAGAAGACGACCCGUUGGAGAUAAGCGUCAAGGACCCCGGCCCCGAAGCCGCCCACAACACCGUCAAGAUUCUGCUCCAAGACGCCGCCGCCGCCUACACCAAAGAAUGGCGACCCGUCCAGCGCCCCUUCGACCCCCUUUCACCUGUUGAACAGACACAACGUGCCGUCGACCGUGACAGCGCCCUCUUGCGCUUCCCUCCAAGCUUGCGACAGGCCGCCCGCGUGGCCCUUGGCAUCCUCGAACAAGACAAGGGGACCGGCAGAGCCUCGAUCCUCAACAACCCCAAGACUGCCGAACAGGUCCAAGAACAACUCCCCGCCGGCUCCCUCAGCAAACAAGUCGCCGAGGAGGCCAUGAGACGCGAGAAACGCACCCAAGUCGAGUCCAAAAUGAGAGCUGCCACCUCUGACUUCCAGUUGUGGGACAUCCUGGAAGAGGAGGUCUUCUCCAUGGUUAAGAAGCUGGGAAUUACCGACCGUUCCGCAGUUUCCAAAACGCCCGCGAAGAAGUCGGGAUGCAAGACCAAGGAGGUGCAAGAAGAUGGAGACUACGAGUACGGAUACGAGUUCGAACCCGGCCAGGAGAGGCUCUCCAUGCAUCUCUACGGACCUUUGUACCCCGCCUACCUCCUCUACGGUCUGCGCCUUCUGGACACCUCGUUCUCCCGCUCCUCGCCGUUGGCGCUGAACGUGCUCCCCCGCAUCAAGGAGCUCGGUUUGGCGAGCUACGUCCUCGGCGCCAGCACGCCGUUUUACAACCUCCUGGCCCACAUCCACUGGCACCGCUAUGGCGACGCCGAGGCUGUCUUCAACUUGCUGGAAGAGAUGCGCUUUGCCGGUCUCUAUGCCAAUGAAGACUCGCUGGCCGUUGUUCACAGCAUCGAGACGCACUUCUUGAGGUCGGACAGGGGGCGGAUGGGACCGUUCAUGGAGGAGUUGGUGAGCUUGCCCGAGUACGAGUUUGCCAUCAAGCCGAGGAUCCGCCAUUGGUCGUCUACCAUCGGUAUCCAUAUCCAGGAGAGGCAGCGCCAUCUUCAGCUUUGA